AUGCCGAAAGCAGAAUUCGGGAGCACCAAAUAUGUCUCCAAUCAAAUGAAAAGCCGGGGGCUUAAUAGACUACGGUGGUACUGCCAGCUAUGCGCCCGGAGUCUCAGGGACGAGAAUGCGUUCAAAAUGCACAACAGUUCCGAGAGCCAUAUGCGCAAAGCCCUCGAGGCCGGCCAGAACUACAAAGCGGUGGAAGAGGGGUUUUCUAAGGAAUUCCUGCAGUCCUUCCUCGCUCUCCUCAAGACAUCCCACGGAGAGGGCAGAAGCGUGCACAUCAACAAGUUCUACAAUGAAUUCAUUGCGCACAAAGACCACGUCCACAUGAAUGCGACAAAGUGGAGCAGUCUAACAGCUUUCGCCAAGUAUCUGUCGAGAGAGGGUCUUGUCAGGGUGGAGGAGAAGGAAGAGGAGGGCGCCCAGCCGGGGUUCUACAUUUCUUGGAUCGAUGACUCACCCGAGGCCAUGCGCCGUCGCGAAGAAGUCCGCCGAAAGGAACUGCAGGACAAGGGCGACGAAGAGCGUGAGCAGGCGCUGCUGAGAAGCCAGAUCUCGAGAGCCAAGAAGGACGCCGAGGCGCGAGGCGUUGACCUCGAGGAAUCGGAGACGGCAGGCCACGAGCUUAAGCGACAAGUUGGCGAGAAGAUCAAGCUAUCUUUCGGAGCAGCUAAAUUAAAGUCUGCAACCGGCGACGCACCGAACCCUCCUCCGGCCCCGGACCCGACCCCAGCGAGCACAGUUGCCGACGGUGCGGCGCUGAAGGUUGUCCCGGAAUCAACAAACGAAGAGGAAGGGAAGGCGGAAGACGAGAAACCAACCGAAGAAGUCACAGCUGAUGGCACAGCUCCUGCACUAAAACCGGCCCCCAUGAAAUUCGGAAUAAAACCGCAGCCCAAGAAUGUAUUCAAGAAUGCGUUUUCUAGAGCUAAAAAGAAGGUCAUGGCCACUCCGCCAAAGAAAAUGAGCGAGGCUGAGAGAAUCAUGAAGGAGGAGAUUGAAAAAAAAAGGGUCCGCGAGGCGACAGGAGGCCCGCCAAACAAGAAGAUGCGGUUUUAG
Molecule: messenger RNA, 1053 nt
Organism: Lasiosphaeria miniovina
Lineage: Eukaryota; Fungi; Ascomycota; Sordariomycetes; Sordariales; Lasiosphaeriaceae
Product: domain of Kin17 curved DNA-binding protein-domain-containing protein
Exons: 2
Coding region: 1-1053 (350 amino acids)
Biological process (GO): DNA replication; DNA damage response
Cellular component (GO): nucleus
Molecular function (GO): double-stranded DNA binding
Source: RefSeq, a predicted model, not a curated record